Cornus florida is the source of this 2967-nucleotide messenger RNA. RefSeq names its product CDPK-related kinase 1-like. Gene Ontology annotation, molecular function: calcium/calmodulin-dependent protein kinase activity; calcium-dependent protein serine/threonine kinase activity; calmodulin binding. Gene Ontology annotation, cellular component: nucleus; cytoplasm. The coding region runs from base 749 to 2479 and encodes 576 amino acids. Gene Ontology annotation, biological process: peptidyl-serine phosphorylation; intracellular signal transduction; protein autophosphorylation. The record is from RefSeq and is a predicted model, not a curated record. The transcript is spliced from 11 exons. Lineage: Eukaryota; Viridiplantae; Streptophyta; Magnoliopsida; Cornales; Cornaceae.
UAAAAAAAGCAAGCACUUGAAGAAGAAACAGAGAAAUAAUGGGGGGCUUGGUUUCAUUGCCUUUUUUCUUCCCAUUGCUUUCUUGCAGUUUCUGCUAAGCAUCUUUUCCUUUUCUUUUCUUUUUUUUUUUCUUUUUUUUUUUUUUUUUUUUUCCCACUUUUGUGUUCUUUUCUCAGUCUCAUUCUUUCUUUACCUUGUUGUUGAAACUUUUUCUGGCCUCUCUUGCUUUGGUGUUUAUAGUCUCCUCUUUUCUUUUCCUAAUCUUCUGUUCUGGUUACUUAUUUCUGUGAUUCUUAAUGGGAUUUUCUUGGCCGGCAUUGUUUGUUUGUUCAGAAAGUUUGGUUGCUUUUCUUGAAUUAAUUUGAACUUCAGUUUCCUUAUUGGGCUUCUUUACAACCCUUUUGAGUAGUCUCUUGGUUGUGAAAUUCUUUGCCAAUCUUUUCUGGCUUCUGUUGAUCAAACUGAAUCUUUCCAUCUUUCUGGGUAUCACUUGGAUUAUUCAGAUUUCUGUUUUUUUCUUCCCCUUCCAGUUUCCCGACACUUUGUUGGAGGUCUCUGUUCUGAUUUGAGGUUUACUUCUUGUUAAUUUCUCUUUCUGGGCUCCAACUUUCCUGAUUUAUUUUCUCCCUUUCUUUUAAUCUACUCUUAAUGGUUCAAUUUUCCGUGACUUAAUAGUUGUUUUUCUGUCACAACCUCUGAAAUAUCCGAAUCUCUUGUUUGUUUCUUUUACAAUUGAGAUUUUGGUUCCAUGGGACUUUGUCAUGGAAAACCCACUGAAAACCCACAAGGGCUAUCUCAAAAUCCUGUAUUCCCCGAUGACAACGACCCACCCAUAAAUUCUCAAACUGGAAAAUCAUCAAAAUUCCCUUUUUACAGCCCAAGUCCCCUGCACAGUAUAUUCAAGAACUCACCCGCCAAUUCCAGUGUCAGUUCUACCCCUCUUCGAAUCUUUAAGCGCCCAUUUCCUCCACCUUCUCCGGCAAAGCACAUUCGGGCAUUCCUUGCUCGGAGGCAUGGUUCAGGUAAGCCUAGUGAGGCUUCAAUUCCUGAAGGAAAUGAGUUUGAGGUUGGGUUGGACAAGAAUUUCGGGUUUUCAAAGCACUUCAUCACCCAUUAUGAGCUUGGUGAAGAGGUGGGUCGUGGGCAUUUCGGAUAUACUUGUUCAGCAAAGGCAAAGCAUGGGAGCUUAAAAGGGCAGGAUGUAGCAGUCAAGGUUAUUCCAAAAUCAAAGAUGACUACGGCAAUUGCCAUCGAGGAUGUAAGAAGGGAAGUGAAAAUAUUACGGGCUUUAACAAAACAUAAGAGCCUGGUGCAAUUUUAUGAUGCCUAUGAGGAUGAUGGCAAUGUCUAUGUAGUAAUGGAGUUAUGCAAAGGAGGGGAAUUAUUAGAUAGGAUACUUAAUAGGGGUGGAAAAUAUUUGGAAGAAGAUGCUAAAGUUGUAAUGGUCCAGAUUUUGAGUGUGGCUGCCUACUGUCAUCUCCAAGGUGUGGUUCAUCGUGACCUGAAGCCAGAGAAUUUUCUUUUUAUUUCUAAAGAUGAGCAUUCCCCGCUGAAGGCCAUUGACUUCGGGCUCUCUGAUUACGUAAAGCCAGAUGAAAGGUUGAACGAUAUUGUUGGAAGUGCAUAUUAUGUAGCUCCUGAAGUUCUACAUAGAUCAUAUGGAACAGAAGCAGACAUGUGGAGUAUUGGAGUAAUUGCUUACAUUCUUCUAUGUGGAAGCCGGCCCUUCUGGGCUAGAACAGAAUCUGGAAUCUUUCGAGCUGUUCUUAAGGCAGAUCCAAGCUUUGAUGAAGUUCCAUGGCCUUCUUUAUCUUCAGAUGCUAUAGACUUUGUCAAGAGAUUGCUGAACAAGGAUUACCGCAAGAGAUUAACUGCUGCUCAGGCUCUUAGUCAUCCAUGGCUGGCCAAUUAUCAUGAUUUGAAGAUUCCAUUGGAUAUGAUUAUAUACAAGCACGUAAAAGCUUAUAUAUGUUCGUCCGCUCUAAGAAAAACGGCUUUGAGGGCUCUUGCUAAGACAUUGACGGUACCUCAGCUAACUUAUUUCCGGGAACAAUUUACACUUCUAGGACCAAACAAGAGCGGAUUCAUUUCUCUGCAGAACUUUAAAACAGCUGUGAUAAAGAACUCAACCGAGGCCAUGAAGGAUUCACGGGUUCUAGAUUACGUCAACAUGAUGAGUUCUCUUCAAUAUAGAAAAUUGGACUUUGAAGAAUUUUGUGCUGCGGCCAUAAGUGUGCACCAACUGGAAGCAAUGGAUAGCUGGGAGCAACAUGCACGCCAUGCAUAUGAGCUGUUUGAGAAGGAUGGAAACAGACCUAUUAUGAUAGAAGAACUUGCCUCAGAACUUGGACUCAGCCCGUCAGUACCAGUUCAUGUAGUUCUCCAAGACUGGAUAAGACACUCAGAUGGGAAACUCAGUUUCUUGGGAUUUGUCAGACUUCUGCAUGGGGUUUCUCUUCGCACAUAUCAGAAGGCUUGAAAUAAAAAGCAAGCUACAAAAGUUCAAUCUUAAUCCUUCACGUUCUUGAUCUACCAUGUCUCAAAUGAUCAAUGUUGUCUGGCUAAUGCGAGAGACCUCAAACAAGCAAGACUUACCUCUUACUACACAAAAAGGUUACAAAAUGAAAGUAUAGCCCAUAUGGCAGGAGUGAGAGACACAGCCAUUUGCAACAUAUUCGAUCUCCUGUCAGUAUGUUCCCUCUUUACUAUUUUAUUUUAUUUUAUCCUUACCUUAUAUAAUUUUGUUUUUCAAUGUUUGGUGCCAUUGGGUAUUUAGAGGAUUGUACAUUGAGGGUAGAUCACAAAAUGUAUUUAGAAUUAGAAAGAAAAGAGACAAAGGCUAAAGAGGGCUUUGUGGUUUUGGGUGGUAUCCCUUGUGUGCCCAGUGCACUUAAUUUAUUAAUAAAUACUUACUGUGAUCUACAAGAAUUAGCUGUUAAGGUUAUAGGCAUAUGGUUUCUGUUUGCA